Molecule: messenger RNA, 1101 nt
Organism: Geosmithia morbida
Lineage: Eukaryota; Fungi; Ascomycota; Sordariomycetes; Hypocreales; Bionectriaceae
Product: membrane dipeptidase
Exons: 2
Coding region: 1-1101 (366 amino acids)
Biological process (GO): proteolysis
Molecular function (GO): metallodipeptidase activity
Source: RefSeq, a predicted model, not a curated record
AUGUUGGCACGCGCUUCUGGAAUCAUCGUCUUGGCCCUGGCUAUCCUUGCAGUCUAUCGUUACGGAACUAUCAAUGUUGUCGACGUCGCGGAUUACAAGGCGCGGGCAGACAGGAUCCUGAGACGCACUCCGUUGAUCGACGGGCAUAAUGACAUAGCGUAUUUAUUUCGAGUUGAGCUUCAGAAUAAGAUUAAUGAUGAUAACAUCUUUACAUUCCGUCAAGGUCUCGCCAGCCAUACCGAUCUCCAGCGCAUGAGAAAAGGUCGCGUAGGAGGGCAGUUCUGGUCCGUUUUUGUCGAGUGCCCGGCCCUAGGGCACCUCGACGACCCGAGCCACAGCGUGCGUGACACUCUUGAGCAGGUAGACGUGGCCAAGCGCUUCAUAUCCCGGAUUGACGACCUGCACUACUGCGAGACGUCUUCAUGCGUACCGGAGGCCUUUAAACGAGGCAGGAUAGCCUCUAUGCUGGGCGCAGAGGGUCUUCACCAGACCGGGUCAUCCAUCGCCGUCAUCAGACAGCUCUUCGACCUCGGCGUGCGAUACAUCACCGUGACGCACAACUGCGAUAACCCGUACGCCACGGCCGCCUCCACCGUCACCAGCGGCGGCGCCGACGGCGGCCUCACCGAGUUUGGCGCCGCGGGCAUCAGGGAGAUGAACCGGCUGGGCAUGAUGAUCGACCUGUCGCACACGUCGCACCGAGCCAUGCGGCAGAUCCUCAACAUGACGACAUCCCCCGUCAUAUUCAGCCACAGCGCGUGCUACGAACUUGCCCGCAGCUACCGUAAUGCUCCGGACGACGUUCUGGCGAGGCUUCCGUCCAAUGGUGGUCUGCUCAUGGUCAUGUUUGUCAAGAGGUUUCUCAACGCCGAGAAUCCGGACGCUGCCAAUAUCGAGACGGUUGUCGACCACAUCAUGCACAUCGUCCAGAUAGCCGGAUGGGAUCACGUCGGCAUCGGAGGUGACUUUGACGGCACCGUGACCUUGGCAGAGGGGAUCGAUUCCGUCGCGGACUACCCGAAACUCGUCGAGGCAGUCAUGCGCCGUGGAGCGACGGAUGAGGAUGUCGAGAAGCUCCUUGGUGGGAACCUGCUACGGUAA